Messenger RNA from Fusarium oxysporum Fo47, 2497 nucleotides. RefSeq lists its product as uncharacterized. Gene Ontology annotation, cellular component: nucleus; mediator complex. Gene Ontology annotation, biological process: positive regulation of transcription by RNA polymerase II. Gene Ontology annotation, molecular function: cyclin-dependent protein serine/threonine kinase regulator activity. The record is from RefSeq and is a predicted model, not a curated record. The coding region runs from base 137 to 2497 and encodes 786 amino acids. Lineage: Eukaryota; Fungi; Ascomycota; Sordariomycetes; Hypocreales; Nectriaceae. The transcript is spliced from 10 exons.
CAGCUUUCAAAGCUUCCUCCCAAUCAAUCAAUCAGACAUUACUACUUCCAUUGUUUUUAAAUCUCUCAACCUUCCCAUCGACUUUCACCUAUCGCGCAUCGAAGCAGAAGUUUCCCUAUCAGCAAAUCUAUUCACCAUGGGGGACGAUCUCGUCAUUUAUUAUAAUGACUCCAUCGACUCAGAUAACUUGGCCGCGGCUAUGGCCUUGUUCAAGGCCACAUACUGGAAGCCGACCGUCCGCGUACUUUGGAUUCUAGAGCCUCGUCAAGUGUGUUUCGGACUAUCUAUGACAAUGGAUCAAAUCACCAGAUGCAAGGAAUUGAUAAAACAGCACUUUCCAUCCUUUGAGAACCCUUUCAAGACCCUUUUGAACGGAGAUAUCAAGCAGCAGGAUAUUGAUGAUAUCAAAGAUCUGACAAAAGAUAAUCGCAAGAUCCUCGAGAUGGCAGUGAAGCCCAAGUAUGGCUCAAUCAACGACGCCACCUUGCAUGCACGGCUAAGUGCACUGGACCUGGCAACUUGUCUUUCCGAGUGGUCUAACAACAACCCCGUCGAAGUUCUUGUGGACUACGAGACUCUGGAACAUAUCGAAAACCCAGUGAAUCUGCACAUGCAUCACCAUGAAGAGCUUGUCAACCGGACUGAAAAUGAGCUGAAGGAAUACUACGACAUCCUGAAGAAAGUGUUACAUUUCGGCCGUCGAACCGAUAACCUGCGGGGUUGGUAUAACAAGUGCAUCUGGCGACUCGAGCAUGAUAGAAAGCUCUCAGACAUUUCUGUGGAACGACUUGUCUUGGACAAAGUUUUGAAUCGGAUCCAGACCGCGGGAAGCGUUCGUUUCUUUGGGGGUUCUUCGUUGAGAAUCCUACAACAGUUCCUCGAUAGAGGCGUAGCCAGCAAGAUCAAGUGUCACUUGCAGGUGGGUUCCUGCGACAUGUCAGCGAAUCUCUUCUCCAACCAGUUCAACAUCGCCCUCAACCAACAAGCAGCCAAGAUCGUUCUCAGCCGAUCUGCGGAAUUUGCAGAGUUCACCGUCGUGCCUUCACAUACAGCGCAGAGUAUAAAGUACUCAGCCCUAGGCCUGAAGAAAUUCGGAGGCCACUGUAUCGAGAAGCGAAUUCUGGGCUUCAACUGCCACGAGGAGCCCGUCAAGAUCGUCACAAAUGAAGUGUCACUUGAGCAACAAUACCCUGACAAAUCCUACUCCAUGCCAGACUUAACCUCGUUUUUGUGUGCACUUGUUCCAGGGCACAUGGGUUCCAAGCCAGGGUAUAUCGAGGUCGACGAACAGGAGGGCGGUACACUUCUUUUUAAAAAGUCUGACAAGGGCAUCCCCAUGUUUGAUCUGGACGGCGUCAAGGAGUUGGAUGAGGAACAGAUCACGACGAUUUUCGAAUCAUUAACACGUGGCGAAAGAGAAAAGUUAGACUUCUACAAUAUGACUUAUUUGGACUCUGACGAGAGUGAAAUUAUACAACAGGCGCUUCAAGUGCAAAUUCUAUUGGGUAGGUCGUUUAAUAUCGCUAAUCAGCCACAAGACGGGACCCUUCCGUGUGGCGCCGUUGCCAGCCUUGCGAGCCCCCUCUCCAAGUUGACUAUUUCAACGAAACCUCAACAGCUUCGGCUCUUCACCAAGGAGCAGCUCGCGACAAUGCGACAGAAGCUUGAAGAGGACAAUGCCGAACUGGUGCGAAUGUUUCCGCUUCCGCAGCAACGCCAUUUGUACAUAUAUUUUAAUCAACAAUUGAUACGGCUGGCGAAGCGAUUAACGAUUCGACAACAAUCCAUGGCCACGGCGCAGGUCUACAUGAAGCGAUUCUACUCCAAAGUCGAGAUUCGCCGAACGAACCCAUACCUCGUCAUAGCGACCGCGAUAUACCUAGCCUGCAAAAUAGAAGAGUCUCCUCAACAUAUUCGACUCAUCGUGACAGAGGCGCGACAGAUGUGGGGAGAUCUCGUGGCCAUCGACACGUCCAAGCUGGGCGAGUCCUUGCGAAGCGAAUUAUCGUUGGUGGACGACGAAGUGCAACUGGCUCGCUCGGUCAUCAACGAUCACUUCAUGACGGAUCUUCCGCUCCUAUACCCUCCACAUAUUAUCGCCAUGGUUGCCAUCCUACUGGCCUUGGUGUUGAGACCUAAUAACUCCGGUCCUGGCCAGAACACUUCAGGAGCGGCCGCCGCAGCAGGACUAGCAGCCGCUCAACAGGCGCUGAUGCGAGCACAGGGCCAACAAGCACAAGGUGGAAUGCCCGAGCCUGCUGCUGUAGAACCUAAGGAGAAGCGGCAACAAGAUCGGGUGUCGCGGGUGCAAAAAUUUGCGAAAUGGCUGGUCGACAGCAACGUGGAGAUUGCAUCUAUGGUGGAUGCUACUCAGGAGAUAAUAUCAUUUUAUGAAUGUUAUGAACAUUACAACGACAAGCUCACUCGCGAACAGAUCAACAGAUAUGCGGAAGUGUAUUUCGAUGAUUUGUCGGACCAUAUGCCCGGAACUGUCUGA